UCCCAACUUGGUCACGACGCUUUACCGAAUGGUUUGCCCCAAAUAUGCACUCUUACAGCCCCGACUUGGUACAUUUCGCCUCUCGCCUGCCGGCGGGACGUAGAAAUGUGCCAAGUUUACGCUCAAGAAACAAAACAUGGAGCGGCGUCGGCGAGCUUGCAUUUCGGAGAAGAUGACUGCACUCCACAACCUCGCCUUGUCUCUGGUCGGCGAAGAUGUAAGUUUAUCGUCCCACCCCCAUUGCCCCACUCACUCACACCAACCUUGACCAGCCUUGGCUGGUACGACUGGCCCGGUUGA
Protopolystoma xenopodis is the source of this 300-nucleotide messenger RNA. The record is from the annotation of a GenBank genome assembly. Lineage: Eukaryota; Metazoa; Platyhelminthes; Monogenea; Polystomatidea; Polystomatidae.